Molecule: messenger RNA, 1033 nt
Organism: Tarenaya hassleriana
Lineage: Eukaryota; Viridiplantae; Streptophyta; Magnoliopsida; Brassicales; Cleomaceae
Product: transcription termination factor 4, mitochondrial
Exons: 9
Coding region: 100-705 (201 amino acids)
Biological process (GO): transcription by RNA polymerase III
Cellular component (GO): RNA polymerase III complex
Source: RefSeq, a predicted model, not a curated record
UUCCCUCGCCGCCGACGUGUCGUUUAUCACUCAUCAAUUCCCACUCUUCUCCGCCGCGCCGUUUCUGCGUUCUCCUCUCUGCCUGUCGCUGUCGCGCCGAUGGCCUUCAGGGGUCGAGGACGAGGACGGGGAUUUGGAGGCCGUGGCGGUGGCUUUGGCUAUGCGAAGCAAGAGCCCUUUGAGCUUUUCCCCGAAAUUGAGUUACCUGACCGGAAAGCUAUCACAACCGACCCGGAAUUAGUUGCGGGUUACUUUAAGUUCGAGAAGUUCUGGAGAAACUCUCCUUACUAUCUGGGAGAUGGCGUUUCAAAGAAGGAGAACGUGAGUGUCGACAUAGAGAGGUAUUCGGACUGGUCGAAGCCAAAGAGCAAGUCUAAGCGUGGAUCCUUCUAUGAUUAUCUGAUUCUGAGACCCGAUAACUUCCCUAAAGAACUUCUUGGAGAUUCCAGAAGAGAACGGCCCGUCAAGAAGGCACGGUGGAGUCAGGAAGCAGAUAUCAAGAAGUUGGACAUUUUCGAGAAGCUUGAAGAGAAGUACAAGAAAUCUGGCAAGGAAGAUGAAGUGGGUGAAGAAGCAGAAGAAGAACCAGAGGAAGAUGAGGCUGAAUACAGUGAUGACGGGGACUAUAACCAGAAUGUGGACUUUGACGAUGAUGAUGACGAUUACAACCAACAAGAUGAUGGUGAUGAUGAACCUACAUUUUAGGUUUUGCAUUUCUGCCGUACGGAUGUCAAUUGUCAAACCAAUUUUGUUGGUUAAUGGACUGGUUUGAGCAGAACCGGACUUGAACCAAGCAGAGUGUUCGAUGGUUAAGCUUAUUAACCAUAAUUUCUUGUGGGUUUAAUACUAAUCUCUUAUUGACAAGAAAGUGUAAGUCGCAUUUCACUCACGAACGAUGUGCUAUUUCGAAGUUCGCUCAUACAUGUAAUUUUUUUACGGGAGUUUUGUAUUAGUUAAUAUUUUUGUAAAUGAAAUUCGGAAACAAGUUCCCAAUCUUAUAGAGUUCCAAUAAAAAAAAUAAUUCAACUUUAAA